Diaporthe citri is the source of this 1380-nucleotide messenger RNA. RefSeq lists its product as uncharacterized. The record is from RefSeq and is a predicted model, not a curated record. Gene Ontology annotation, biological process: peroxisome organization. NCBI's taxonomy places the organism in Eukaryota, Fungi, Ascomycota, Sordariomycetes, Diaporthales, Diaporthaceae. Gene Ontology annotation, cellular component: peroxisomal membrane. The transcript has 2 exons. The coding region runs from base 1 to 1380 and encodes 459 amino acids.
AUGUCGACACCGGCAGAUGCACAUACCAAGACCAAGUGGUCGCCUCCCCUUGCCAAUCUGCGCAACACCCUCGCGCUGCCGCCGAAAUGGCUGGCCAUGUACGAUGACUUCGUCACCAAGAACGCCAGCCAGGUCUCGCAGCUGGAGUCUGCGCUGCGCUCCUUGACGUAUAUAAUACCAGGCCGUUUCCGCGACGCCGAACUCGCAACCGAAUCCAUCCACUCAUCCGUGCAGCUCCUCUCGCUCUACCAUGACCUCCUCCUCUUCCGCUCGUCCCUGUCGCCCUCCGCCUCCACAAAGGGCCCGACCACGCUGAGCAAGUCCCUCCACGCCCGCUACACCCGCUUCUGGGCCGCAAAGUCCACGCUGUACCGGCGCGUCGCCAUCGUCCUGCAGAUGGUGCAGUACACGGAGCUCCUGCUCGAGAUGUGGGCCAAGCGCCGGGGCGAGGCCGUGCGGUGGCGCGUCGUCGUGCUCAUCGAGGCCGCAAAGGCCUUCUGCCGGCUGCUCCUGCUCAGGAUCACGCGGAGCAGGCCGCUGGUCACGCCCGUGCUGCCGGAGCGGGAGAAGGUCCCCGAGCCGGGCGAGGAGGAGGAUGAGGCCGACGACGGCAAGGCGCUGGCUGAGCUCAUGGGCGAGGAGUCGUCCGAGCGUGCUGGGGAGAAUGGGCACGCGAAUGGGUCUGCGACUGGGGACAACGCACUCGUCAAGCACGACGGCACAAACGGCAACGGCGCCGCCUUGAACGGCAACGGAAACGGCAAGAUGAACGGCAACGGUACACUACACAAGCUAAACGGCCACGCCUCGACACCACCGACCGCCGCGCCCAGCCCCCAGAAGGAGUGGUCGAUGCCCCGGACAGGCCUAACCCUGCCCUCGCUGCCAGCCAAGGGCGACAUCUCGACGUACCUGCUGAGCCGCGUCCUGACGGCCGACGACAUCAAGCCCGCGACGAAGCUGCUGCACAGCCUGGCCGGGUCGGCCCACACGGCCGAGGUGCUGCACAUCCUCGCGCCCCUCGUCUACGCCAUCGCGCUCUCACGGACGGACGCGGGCCGCCGCCGCACCAGCUGGGCGCCGUGGCUGGUCGGCCUGAGCGUGCAGCUCGCGGCGCGGCAGCUGGCGGCGCGGGCGCGCGAGGGCGGCGGUGCCGGGGGCAGCGGGAACCUGAGGACCGGCACGGCGCUCGAGAAGGAGGAGUGGACGCGGAGGGGCCGCGCCAUGUGGUGGUGGCUCAUGCGGGGCGCGGCGUACGAGAACGUCGUCAAGGGCGUGGUUGGGGGUGUGAGGCGCAGGGUGCCUGGGUUUGUGGGCACGAUACUGGAGGACUACGAAUACCUGUGGGAGAAUUACUACUUCAGUACGAGUGAUUCUUGA